Trametes versicolor FP-101664 SS1 is the source of this 757-nucleotide messenger RNA. RefSeq lists its product as uncharacterized. The record is from RefSeq and is a predicted model, not a curated record. The transcript has 5 exons. Bases 13 to 699 code for a protein of 228 amino acids. NCBI's taxonomy places the organism in Eukaryota, Fungi, Basidiomycota, Agaricomycetes, Polyporales, Polyporaceae.
ACCACCAUCACGAUGUACGACAACGAGCGCGAGGACGCUCAAGAGGAUCUCCUCUCCGUUUACUUCGAGAAGAGCGCAACGGCCGUGCGCCAUUCCUUCGGUCGUUUUGAGAAGGACCUAGCGAGGCCAACAGUGCGCUAUGUGCUCACCUCGUUUCAGCAACAUCCAAUACGUUCGACAUACCUCACCACAUACGCGGCGCUGAGUGCCUUGCCCUUACUCUCCUUCAUAGCAAUCUCGAUAUUCGUGUGCUCUACUUUGGUGUUUCUCGCGCUGUGCGCUGCUCUCCUCGCAGGAUCCGCCGUUGUUAUCUUCUGUGGACUUUGGCUCGGAUGCACACUCGCCUUCCUCGGCCUCCUCGCCAUCCCACUCACCGCGGGUACGCUCCUGACGUAUCUUUUCCUCCGCUUCGCCUUCAUCGUUCGACAAGAAGGCUCCCCACGUACCGCGCUGUCGCAAUGGGCCCAGGAGACGAAGGGUCAGUUCAUCAGGAGGCCUCUCGGGGAGGACAACGUUGCUCAGCCCGGAGCGGAGAGUGCGCCGGAGCCGGUUACGCUGGUCGUUGGGUCCAUCGUAUUGGACGGUUCAACGCCGACGAGGGAAGAUAAGAAGGCGGAUUUUGUGCAGUCGGACGGCUUUUUGGCGGAAGAGGCUGUGAAGGUAGAGGGGUCGCCCCAAGUCACCCAAGGCUCCCUCUAAUCGCUAGGGCUCCCGCUAUCGUUGUAUUCUAUCAUUCCCGCCCUUUCUUCAUGUUCAC